UAAUAAUUGUAGGAGCACCUUUCAAACGGCAAAAAAAUAACGAGAAAAAGAAGAAGUCGCAGAUGGCAUUGAAUCAAGACAAGAAAACAAAUUCCACAAAUUUCUGGAGACGACGCAACUAAAUCACCAUACUCUCCUCGUUCACCAGCAAUAUUUGAACUCUUUAAUUCAAUAAUUUGAUUGUUGGGAUGGCCAGUGAUGAUGAAAAGCCCUUACUAAGAGAUCUACUGAGUCCUGCAUCUCAGAAUGAUCAAAAGAUUGAUCCCAAAAGACGAAGAUAUCGCCGUUGCAGAAGUGCUCCUUUGGCUGAAUUCCUUCCUGGGGAGAUCAGCACAAAUGCUGAUGGGAGCCUUCCAAAUCCAGAAUCCUCCUUAUCUAACAUCAAUCCCAGUUUCAGAAGGGUGUUUAUUUACUUGAUUCUCUACCUAGCCAUUGGUGCCGUAUGCUUUUACCUCGUUCAGGACCAGAUCAAGGGAGACAAGGUCGACCGGGUUCUUGAUUCUCUUUACUUCUGCAUUGUGACCAUGACCACUGUUGGAUAUGGGGACCUUGUUCCCAACAGUGUAGCCUCGAAGCUUCUUGCCUGUGCUUUCGUCUUCUCGGGAAUGGUCUUGAUUGGCCUGAUGGUGAGUAAAGGGGCGGAUCACCUUGUCGAGAAGCAGGAGAUCUUGCUGAUCAAGGCUCUGCAUAUGAACAGAAAAACUGGCUCGAGUGAGAUUCAAAAGGAGUUGGAGGACAACAAAGUUCAUUAUAAGUGUCUUGUGACGAUGGCCCUCUUUGUAGUACUCGUUGUAGUUGGCACAUUGUUUCUAACUCAAGUUGAGAAACUGGAUUGGGUUGAUGCAUUCUAUUGCGUUUGCUCGACUAUUACAACUUUGGGUUAUGGAGAUAAAAGCUUCUCCACCAAGGCCGGACGUGUCUUUGCUAUAUUUUGGAUCUUAACUAGUACUGUUUGUUUGGCACAGUUCUUGUGUUACAUUGCUGAGCUUAACACUGAGAGCAGACAGAAAGCACUUGCCAAAUUUGUCCUAACCAAGAGGAUGACCAAUGUUGAUUUGGAGGCAGCUGAUGUCGAUGAAAAUGGGAUUGUCGGGGCAGCUGAAUUUGUGAUAUAUAAAUUAAAAGAGAUGGGGAAGAUAAAUCAAGAAGACAUCUCUCUUCUGCUGGCCGAGUUCGAAUACCUGGAUGUUGAUCAAUCUGGGACUCUGUCCACCUCCGACAUAGGUCUUGCCCAAUCAUGUCAAACCGGACCCUGACUAUCCCUAUUCUCACUCACAUGUACUCCUAAGCUACGAUUCUUCUACAUUUAAGUUUGUAUGGCAAAAUAAUGUUAACACGUCGUUUAGUUCUUUUGCUUGUCGUAUACAUGUGAAUAUACAAUUUGGAAUUGGAUCUGGAUCAUAGAACUUGACAUUUUUACAUCCAAACAUAUAUUCAAGAAAUCACAUUUUUUUCGUU
Messenger RNA from Salvia hispanica, 1458 nucleotides. It is a transcript of the gene KCO1, whose product is annotated as Outward rectifying potassium channel protein. NCBI's taxonomy places the organism in Eukaryota, Viridiplantae, Streptophyta, Magnoliopsida, Lamiales, Lamiaceae. Gene Ontology annotation, molecular function: potassium ion leak channel activity; outward rectifier potassium channel activity. Gene Ontology annotation, cellular component: plant-type vacuole membrane; plasma membrane. Gene Ontology annotation, biological process: stabilization of membrane potential; potassium ion transmembrane transport. The record is from RefSeq and is a predicted model, not a curated record.